CGGUGACCACUGGGUGGAGGCUGCCAACUUCCACCUUUCCCGGCAAUUGGUAAAUUCUCAAAGCACAAGCAACUGAGGCCGCUGCGCAAGUUGAUCGUUAUCUUACUUGUAAAUUGCUUGUACAUUCUACAGAUGCGAGUUGGCAGGUCCAUCAAGUCUUCUGCUAUGAUGCUGCCGCCCGGUCUUUCCUAUCCCACUCAGACGGAAGGCAUGUCAGCACCUUAACGCCACAUGCGUUGCAGCCCCGCACAGUAUGGCGGCCGUCCCUUUGCAUCUCAGUAGGAUAAACCUCUCCUUUUGCCUCCUCAUUGUACUCUCCUCAUACAUCAUUGGACCGGUAGCGGGGCAAUUCCCCAUCCCCUGGGGACCGCCGGAAGAAGAGCGGUUCAUCAACGGGCAGAUCACAACGAGCCCCUUUGCCUUCCAGCCGGGGACUCCCCUCGACGGCCGCUACCAGUGUCUUACCAACACGAGCCUCCUCCCGCCCCUAGUUGUCACAGCCCCCUGCUUCACGGCAGCCAGCACCGACUCCCCCAACCUUGCUGACAAGUGGACUUGGAAUUUCCAGAAUAGGACGGUCAACCCCUGGGUCGGGCUGCAGUAUCGGCAGCCGGGGGCGUAUUGUCUCGAUGGCGGAUCCCUCAGCAUUGCCCCCGGGAGCGUGUACUCAGACGCCUUCAUUUUGAUCGCGCCGUGCGUCGACAGAGCCCCCGCACAGCAAUGGGCCUGGGAUGGCGCGUAUCUUCAGAUUGUGCCGACCAUUCAAAAGGACCGGUGGUUCGCGGUCAGCGCGCAGGACGCGACGCACUUCCAGCUGACGAGUAACCGUUCGCUGGCGGCGCCGCUCAACUUCGUAUUGCCACCAUACACCAACAUCUCGACGUACACAAUUCAGCCUGGCAGUGUCCACUCCGAUCCCAACGGCGUAACUCUCGCGAUUCCAAGCAACAUCGGCGACGGGCCGGGGCCGUGUCCGUACGGCCCCCACGCGGCCGGGACGUUUUCCAGUUCUGUCGACUGUUCCGCCAGGUGCGACGCCACGCCCGGCUGCCUCGGGACCAACUUCGGCAUUUCGGGGGGCAUCGGGUGCUGCUAUCUCAAGGCGUACUUUCCCCCCGCAACGACGUCGAGCACCUCAGGCUACAGUACGUACGUCAAGGGCACGGCAGCGGAACCCUGGUUUCCAGCACUAAACCUCCCCUCCAGCCCCCGGGCCCCCGCACCCGCUCCCGGCCCCCAAGUUAACCCGAUACUUAACCCAGAACCCAGUUCGAGCUCUGCUUCCGCGGCCAUUGCCGGGGGGGUGGCUGGCGGUGUCGCUCUGUUGGCCCUCUUAGCGGUUCUCGGCUUUUGCUGCAUUUGGGGCCGUCGACGCAGGCGGCGUGCCGAGCCACCGGCCGAGGAUCCUGAGGGGAGCGAUUAUGAGAAGUCCGCGGCGCCCUAUGCGCCCAGCAUGGCGUCACCUGGCAGCAAUGUGAGCAGUCACCAAGCCUUCCUCCCGUGGAAGGAGUACCGGUACGAGGAGCUGUUCCUGGCAACCGGGCACUUUUCGCGGGCGAAUCUGCUCGGCGAAGGCGCGUUUGGGAGCGUCUACCGGGGCGCGCUGCCGGACGGGACGGCCGUGGCCGUCAAACAGCUCAAAGCCGGGCCGAAGAACGCGGCAAAGAGCGACUUCGAGGCGGAGGUGAGCGCUCUGAGCCGCGUAAGCCACAAGAACCUGAUCGCGUUCCGGGGUUACUGCGUAACCAGCGACAGUUACUACCUGGUUUUGGACCUGGCAUCCCGAGGCAAUCUGGACGUGGCGUUGCGGAGACCGCAGAUGCGGACAGAUGUGCAAGUUCUCACGUGGUCCGAGCGCCUCCAUAUCGCGGCGGCCGCAGCACACGGCAUAGCGUAUCUGCAUUACGACUGCUCCCCUGCGUUCAUCCACAGGGACAUAAAGGCGGCCAACAUCCUCUUGGAUUCGAAGCAGUACGCUAAGGUCGCCGACUUCGGGCUCGCGAAGCUGAUGGACGAUCAGGACGACGCCGGCACGAUGACAUUAAAGGGCAGCUGGGGAUACUUGGCACCGGAGUACGCACUCCAGGGACAGGUCACCAAAAAGUCGGACGUCUACAGCUUUGGCGUGGUUCUCUUGGAGCUCCUCACCGGCCGCCGCGCUCAGCGCGCCUUCCCCAACGGAACGCGCCAAAAUUUGACGGACCAGGUCAUUGCUCUCCUCCGGCAGGGCGCCCCCGUUCCGCUUGAUCCGCUCCUCAAGGAAGACGUUCCGCCGGAACAAGCCGCGUACCUCCUGAACAUCGCGCUCGCCUGCACCGACCUGCAAGAUUACAUGCGCCCGUCCAUCGGUGAAGUGUACCGGGCGCUCGAGGGCCUCGCCAAAGGGGUUGUCGGCCCGAGCUUCUUCCGGUCGGACGGCACCCUACGGCCCGGCGAGUCCAUUCCGCCGGGGGUCGUGAUUCCGGCGGUUCCGGUGUUUAGGUUUGGGACCCCCGCGGGCACACCCGAGGCGAGCUUCGCAUCGGGGCGAGGCGAGACGGUGACGUCCUUUGCGGGGACCGACGUCAGCGCGGUGUCGUCCGUGAGUAACGACGUGAGUCAGAUCCUGGAUGGGCGGUAGCUACACUGCAGAGCUGUGAUACCGGUUGUAUGGACAAGAGGAGAGCUGCGUCCGUUUCUGAACGGCAAACGUACAAGUGCAAGCGCGCUCCCUAAGCAUCGAAUGACGGCCGUCAAAGGGGAGUGAGGGGUUCGACCAAGUUCGUCGCGGCAAGCGACGCGUCGUUUGGAUUGAGGGUCAAAUGUCCGACAGGCCGAACAAUGGGAUGCCAAGUGUAUUAAUGGUUGCAAUAGAGGAACUAGAUCGACGCCUUGCACUCUAGUUCAGUAACUUAUUGAACCGAUGCUGCAUUUGCUGCCGCUCCGAAUAUAGCUUGAGAGGUCCGACCAAGCGCCACUUACAGUACAAAAGCUUAACUUGAUUACGAUUCGCUCACCAGUGGGACCCGUUUAGGCUUCUCUACGAGAGAGCUCUUACAAGCGGCGCGAGAGGAAUGGAAUUGACACGGUGGUUCACUACGGCCCUAGUAAGCGGAAGCCUGACAGCUGUAUACGAACAUGAUAGCAGUCCAAUCUGUACAUUCAGAAAGAUGUCGUUUGUACUAUAUUGCCAAGCGCUUCCAGGCUCCAUUGUCGUGGAUAUGAGGUGUAGAAAGUUGGUUCGCUGAAUGUCUGAAGCGAGUAACGGCGACUGAUCCCCGUACGUUCAGCCGGCCGCGUGACCGCGUAAUCUGCGUUUGUAGAUUUCUCUCAAGCUAGUCCAAUUUUUCAAUCGUUAAUAGACGUACAUGAUUGGCCAGAAGCCAGGUAAUUUCUGACCCGGUGUUCGAGCUUCUUGUACGUGUUGGAAUUGCACGUUUCACGGAU
Messenger RNA from Klebsormidium nitens, 3426 nucleotides. NCBI's taxonomy places the organism in Eukaryota, Viridiplantae, Streptophyta, Klebsormidiophyceae, Klebsormidiales, Klebsormidiaceae. The record is from the annotation of a GenBank genome assembly.